Molecule: messenger RNA, 3149 nt
Organism: Austrofundulus limnaeus
Lineage: Eukaryota; Metazoa; Chordata; Actinopteri; Cyprinodontiformes; Rivulidae
Product: cold shock domain-containing protein E1
Exons: 12
Molecular function (GO): nucleic acid binding
Source: RefSeq, a predicted model, not a curated record
GGCAAGGAAGUGGCUACCGAUGUGAGGCUGCUCCCCCAGGGAACGGUCAUCUUUGAGGACAUCAGCAUCGAGCAAUUUGAAGGCACCGUGGUCAACGUUAUUCCCAAAGUUCCCACAAAAAACCAGAACGACCCUCUGCCCGGUCGGAUCAGUGCGAAGAUCGGUUUCACGGAUAAGGAGCUGCCUUUCGGAGAGAAGGACACGAAAUCUAAAGUGACUCUGUUGGAGGGAGACCACAUCCAAUACAACAUCUCCACAGAUCGCAGAGAUAAACUGGAGAGGGCCACCAACAUCGAGAUCCUCCCGGACACUUUCAACUUCACCAAGGAGACCCGUGAAAUGGGCGUGAUUGCGGCUAUACGCGACGGCUUUGGGUUCAUAAAGUGCGUGGACCGGGACGCACGGAUGUUCUUCCACUUCAGCGAGGUCCUGGAGGAGAGUCAGCUUCAUAUCUCAGAUGAAGUGGAGUUCACUGUUGUGCCUGACAUGCUGUCGGCUCAGAGAAACCACGCCGUGCGCAUCAAGAAACUCCCUAAAGGAACCGUGUCCUUCCACACCCAGUCCGAGCAGCGCUUCGUCGGCGUGGUGGAGAAGGAGCUCGUCGGAGCCUCAAACAAGAAUGCGAGUCCGAUGAAGGGCAAGGAGAAGGAAACUGAGGAAGGAGUGCUUGCAUAUGAAGACUGUGGAGAGAAGCUCACUAUACCUUAUCAUGCCAAGGAUCUGGAAGGAGGAUCGUACCCUCAGGUUGGAGACAAGGUGGAGUUCUCAAUUAAUGAAGUGAAGCGAACUGGCCAGCAGAGCGCAGUGGGCAUCAGGAUCCUCAACCGCACCCCAAACUCCAACUCUAAGAGGGUGCACGGGUUUGUCGCUGCCCUCAAAGACAACUUUGGCUUCAUCGAAACGGCAAAUCAUGACCAAGAAGUCUUCUUUCAUUACAGUGAAAUGUGUGGAGACGUGGAUAACUUGGACCUGGGYGACACGGUGGAGUACACUCUUUCUAAAGGAAAAGGAAACAAAGUCAGUGCAGAAAAGGUUACCAAGAUGGCSGCGGAUAYGAGAGUGAACGGUGCUGGUGAGGAUGUUGGUACAACAGUGAUGGCAGGGAAAGUCAUUCGUCCCAUACGCAGCGUGGACCCCUCACAGACAGAAUACCAAGGGCUUAUUGAAGUCAUCGAGGAAGGUGGAGCAAAAGGGCCCACUUAUCCCUUUGGAAUCAUGGGGAUGACCAACAAGGCAGAUUGUCUUCAGAAAGGAGAGCAUGUAAAGUUCCAGGUUUGCACCGUCACCCAAACUGCUCAGAAGAUGGCCUGCAACGUCAUCCCUCAGCGCAGAGCCCCGGUGGAGUGCGUUAAAGAUCAGUUUGGUUUCAUUACAUACGAAGUGGGUGAGAGCAAAAAGCUGUUCUUCCACGUAAAAGAAGUGCAGGAUGGCAUAGAGCUCCAGACGGGAGACGAAGUGGAGUUCUCCGUCGUCUUUAAUCAACGCACGGGAAAAUGUAGUGCUUGUAACGUGCGCAGAGUCAGCGAGGGUCCUAAACCAGUGGCAACACCGCGUCCUGACCGCCUGGUGAACCGACUGAAGAGCAUCACUCUGGACGACUCCAGUGCUCCUCGCCUGGUCAUCGUCAGACAGCCCCGUGGUCCCGACAACUCAAAGGGCUUCAGUGUGGAACGCAAGACCCGUCAGCCAGGUGUUAUCGACUGAGCAAUACAGAACCUGCCCCGCUAGACGCCAUCGAUAAGGGAACUCCGAUCUGAAACACGCUUGUGAAUCAACUCAUAUACAAAACAUACGUACGCAUGCAAGUAAUUGGCAUGUGUAAUUUCUGCUCAUUGUUAUCAGUAAGGGAACUACUUCUUUUUUUUUUUUCCUUCUUUUUUAUUAUUUUGUAUUCCACAGUUCCCUGCCUUCCAUGUAUGUUCUUGAUGGUUUCAUUCUGCAGUAAACAUGGGAGUGUGAGUGCGUGACGUGUCCUAGAAGUGAUUAGUGUGUAUCGGAGGUGUUUAUUUUCUAAGGAGCCCCUCUACGUCUGCUUGGCUGUUCGCGUCCCGAUCCGCUUCGUCUGGAAUUCUGCACCUGUAAACUGUUCGUUUAGCGUGAGUAAAUGAGCGUUGAUUGCUGGCAUGUCUUUUUUUUUUUUCUCUCGUUUCUCCUGAUGCCCCCAGCGUCAUCAUUUUGUUAUCAAAGUUUCCUCUGCUGUAUGCUUUUCCUCCAAAACGCGUAAAGCGACGUUCCCUCCAUAAGGAGGAUCGUCAUAUUUCUCACAUGUGCGAGCUUUUUGGGGAAUUAUUUUCUCUGCUCGGUUUUUUGAGCAGUUUUAAAAACGCUUUACUGAAACGCUGAUGAGAAAGCAUGGCGUGCGUGAGACGUUUGUGGACGUAGUUUUCUCUGACAGGAUUUACCUUUACCAGUAUAGAGCCUUGAGGUACCUUUUUGGUAUUCACAUGCUCCACCCUUUUUUUUUUUUUUUCACCCCCAGGUGCAGAAUUCCUUGUGGCAUCUUAUCUCUGAAAAAUUGUUUUUCUUUUGCGUUUAUUUUUUUCCUUGCACACACGUUUGCUUUUUUUUUCUAUGAAAACUUGAUCUGCUAAUAUUAAAUAAGUAAGAAUAAGGUGCCUAAAAAAACUACAAACAAAAUUAAAUAAAAGCAAAAAAAAAAGAAAAAAAUAAACAAAAAAAUGAUAUAUACUGUUUUCAGCCAACCAUAAAAUUAUUGAAAACAAUCUUAGGGUGGCUUUUUGUUUUUUUUUCCCUCCUUGUAGAAAUAAUACAGAUAUGCAUCUCGAACCUGUGGGUUGAACUAUACUAUAUGUAAUGUUUGCUCUUUUUUUAAUUUUAAUUUUUUCUUUCUGGGUGGAACAUCAUACUUCAUGUAAUAAAAUAAAUAAAAGAAAAUAAGGAAAAGGACGAAAACUUUCUGAGACUUUUAGUUUAUAAAUCAGCGUUGUGAAUCAGGAUGUCAGUCUUUUUUUUUUCUUCCCCUCUGGAGAUGAGAUGGGCGAGCUGUCGUGCCUCAGAAACUAAGUUACAGUAACUACCGUAAUUUCUUUGAUCAAACGAGCUUCAGUUGAACCGCGUACGGAGGUUCUCAUGUACUUUUGUUAAUGGUCUUGAAUGAAACAAUUGAAUUAAAGUUUUAUGAAAAUCAA